GUGUUACCAGAUGUGGCAGAAGAUACAGUCUCACCAACUAGAGCUCGGACCAUGAAGGACUAUGAAAAUCAAAUCACUGAUCUGAAAAAAGAAAACUUCAACCUGAAGCUUCGUAUAUACUUUCUGGAGGAACGAAUGCAGCAGAAGUUUGAUGGUCCCACUGAAGAAAUAUACAAAUUUAACAUUGAGCUGAAAGUUGAGAUAGAAAGCUUGAAGCGUGAUCUGCAGGAGAGAGAGAAACUGCUCAUCAAAGCCUCUAAGGCAGUUGAAAGCUUGGCCCAGGGUGGUGAUGCCGAAAUACAGCGUGUGAAAGAAGAGGCUCAAAAGAAGAUGAAAGAAAUGGAAGAAAUCCUGACUAGCAGAAUAAACUUUCUGGAAGAGAAUCUUAAAGCUGCCCAAGAAGAUGUGGAAAAAGCUGCUGUAAUGACAGAGAAGGAGAAAGCUUUGAGAAUAGCUGCUGAGCAGAAACUUUCUUCAAUUAUGAAUGCCUCUGCAAAGGAUCUGGAUAUGAUUACAGGAGCUGAGAAAGACAGAUUUAUAGAGCAACUGAAUCUGUCACUGGAAAGUAAAGAAGCUAUUAUUCAACACCUUGAAGAGGAAAAGUCUCAGAGUGGAUCUUAUGAUGGGAACUUAUCAGCAGAAAAAAUCAGAGAACUUACCAUUGCUUUGAGGCAUGAAAAAGAUAGGGAGAUAGAGGCUAUUAGAAUGGAGCUUAAAAAUGAGAGAAAUUCCUUUGAAAAAAAAAUUCAGUUACUUCAAGAAGAGCUACAAGAGAGAGAAAAUGAGCUUGCUGUUGAAAAGAAGAAUGGUUUGAAAAGGGAUAAAACCAUUCAAGGGCUAACUGUUGCAUUAAAAGCAAAGGAAAAAGAGAAUGAGGAGCUUUGUUCUGAAAUUGAAGAUCUAAAUGCUUCGUUGGCUAAGGCAAGAGAGGCAACUCACAAAGCACACAUCCAAAAAUUCAAGGGUGCUGAGGAUUAUCAAGCUCUCUUGAUGGAAAAAGAGACCCUCUUAGCAGAGCUGCGUUCAGAAAACCUUACAAAGGAUGCUGAGAAUCGUAAACUACAAAGGAGGAUUAAAAGGACCGAUCAAGAGCUAAAUGAUUUGAAUUUAGAAAGAGAGAAAAUGGAGAAGGAGCUGGAUGAAGCACAACUACAGAAGAGCAGAA
Molecule: messenger RNA, 1165 nt
Organism: Pelecanus crispus (Dalmatian pelican)
Lineage: Eukaryota; Metazoa; Chordata; Aves; Pelecaniformes; Pelecanidae
Source: RefSeq, a predicted model, not a curated record